Molecule: messenger RNA, 1601 nt
Organism: Notechis scutatus (mainland tiger snake)
Lineage: Eukaryota; Metazoa; Chordata; Lepidosauria; Squamata; Elapidae
Product: 2'-5'-oligoadenylate synthase 3-like
Biological process (GO): defense response to virus; regulation of ribonuclease activity; negative regulation of viral genome replication
Cellular component (GO): membrane; nucleoplasm; cytosol
Molecular function (GO): double-stranded RNA binding; 2'-5'-oligoadenylate synthetase activity
Source: RefSeq, a predicted model, not a curated record
GAAACGAAACUGGUCCUAAGGAAGCGAAACGAAGCCACAGAAGCCGCUGGGCUUUAGCCAGAGGGUUCCGUUGGAAAUCCACUCCGCUGCCUGGUCAUGGCCUCCCUCGCCCACUUCGGAUCAUGGGGCCUGGACAACUUCCACCGUGACUACCUGCAGCCCAACAAGGAGUUUCUCCAACAGGCGCGCCGAGCCAUCGACUGCAUCUGCGACUUUCUCAAGAGGCGCUGCUUCCAGGAUGCGUCCUGGCGUGGGAUUAAAGUGCUGAAGGUGGUGAAGGGAGGAUCACUGGGAAAAGGCACAUCCAUGAAAAAUGGGUCAGAUGCUGACCUGGUGCUGUUCUUGAACAUCUUCAAAAGUUACACCGAUCAGAAAAAAACCCGGAAGAUGGUCAUUGUGGAGAUUGAAAGGCGGCUCAAUGAAUGCCAGGAGUUGCUGAAUCUGGAAGUUUUCUUUGAGAAGUUCAAGUGGCCCAACCCUCGGGUGCUCCAAUUCAAGUUACAUUCAAAAGAGUCAGAUGAUUCCAUUGAGUUUGAUGUCCUGCCGGCCUACAAUGCCCUAGGCCAAUAUCAACACUCCAGGCCUGACCCUCAGAUAUACGUCGAUCUGAUACUCACAGGCAAAUGUGGCGAGUUCUCUUCCUGCUUCACAGAGCUGCAGAAGGAUUUCAUAGUGGACCGUACCACCAAGCUGAAGAACCUCAUCCGCCUGGUGAAACACUGGUACAAAGAGGUGAAGGAAAACUCAAUCCCCCCAAAGUAUGCCCUUGAGCUACUAACGGUCUACGCAUGGGAGCAAGGAAGUGGACAAACCCAGUUCAACAUGGCCGAGGGUUUCCGGACAGUGUUGUGGCUCAUUGAGAACUAUAAGGAGAUUCUUAUCUAUUGGACGGAAUACUAUGAUUUUCACAAUGAGAUCAUCAAGCAGUAUUUACAGGAGCAACUCUGUAAAAAGAGGCCAGUGAUCCUUGAUCCAGCAGAUCCAACUGCAAACUUCGGAGAGGCAAAAGGCUGGGAUCGGCUUGCAGAAAAGGCGAGAUGUUACGCUUCCAUGAAUUGCUGUCGGAACCGAGAUGGUUCUUUCGUUGAACCCUGGGAUGUGCCGCUGGCAAAGGAAGUGCCUUGGGGGGAAGGAUGGUCCUAUUGCACUUUAUUAUGAAGAGACCCCAUGUGGAUCUGAAAUGCUGGGGUGGAAGCAGCUUAAUGGCAAUGCACUUUGGCUUUUAAUACUUCUUCGGCAGCUCAACUAUAUGGGAAAAUCAGGAAUUACACUUAUAUACGACGCUAAAGAAACAAUCUGAAAUGGAUGAAGACGUGAUUUUAAAAGCCAACUUAGUUUGAGGAAUUCAUGACAUGGAAGAGAAGCCAUCAUUCAUCUAUGGUGGGAUAUGGUGGGAUCCAAGAAUGAAAUCCAUCCUAGAGUUGCAUUUGGUGACUUCCAAUUGUAGUCAUGUUUACUUUAUGUUGGUGUGUAUUUUACAUAUUCAUGUGCAGAAAUUGCAGGUAAAGGGGCUGGCUUUAAGGAAACAUAUCAUGCUGUUACUAUAUCUCAGGAAAAUUGGGCAUAGCCUGGAGAGGAAUUGUGGUAGAAAAACUAGGUAG